CUUAGAGUUUCGUUACGAAGCCGUUCUUUUGCGAGCUCGUUUCGAGGAGAACAGACACAUUACUGACCCAAUCAAAGCCAAGAAGUUACUCGAAGAGGGUUGGGCAGAAUUGAAAAAGAAAAAGUUCGCGUUCCCAUACCUCUGUAGAUUGGUGGAUAAUUGGCAUCCCCUUGAGAAAUUGCAGUUUCCUGACUACUUUGCUAGACGUGAAAAGCGAAAGGCCGAGUUCGUUGAACGUUGGAAGCUUCGCUACGGUGAACCAGAGCCACAAACCCACUAG
Molecule: messenger RNA, 280 nt
Organism: Dibothriocephalus latus
Lineage: Eukaryota; Metazoa; Platyhelminthes; Cestoda; Diphyllobothriidea; Diphyllobothriidae
Source: the annotation of a GenBank genome assembly